Molecule: messenger RNA, 2130 nt
Organism: Sciurus carolinensis (gray squirrel)
Lineage: Eukaryota; Metazoa; Chordata; Mammalia; Rodentia; Sciuridae
Gene: Actr8
Product: actin related protein 8
Biological process (GO): regulation of DNA-templated transcription; double-strand break repair
Cellular component (GO): Ino80 complex
Source: RefSeq, a predicted model, not a curated record
CCAGCGGUGGCCAUCUUGGUUGUGGGCAGACCGGUGAGGGGUUGAGCCUGCGCGGCCGACCUUCCGCUCUGGCGGUCUCGCUAAGAAAGAGGCUGGUGGGCGUCCGAGGCCACGAUGACCCAGGCUGAGAAGGGGGACGCGGAGAACGGGAAGGAGAAGGGCGGGGAGAAGGAGAAAGAGCAGCGCGGCGUGAAGCGGCCCAUCGUGCCAGCGCUGGUGCCGGAAUCGCUGCAGGAGCAAAUCCAGAGCAACUUCAUCGUUGUAAUACAUCCAGGUUCAACCACUUUAAGAAUUGGCCGAGCCACAGACACACUUCCUGCCAGCAUUCCUCAUGUCAUUGCAAGAAGACACAAACAGCAAGGGCAACCCCUAUACAAGGACAACUGGCUCUUAAGGGAAGGAUUAAAUAAACCUGAAAGUAAUGAACAAAGACAAAAUGGCCUUAAAAUGGUAGAUCAAGCAAUAUGGUCUAAAAAAAUGUCAAAUGGCACAAGACGAAUUCCUGUGUCUCCUGAACAGGCACGUUCCUACAACAAGCAAAUGCGACCUGCAAUUUUAGAUCACUGUUCUGGAAAUAAGUGGACAAACACAUCUCAUCACCCUGAGUAUUUGGUAGGAGAAGAGGCCUUAUAUGUUAAUCCACUGGACUGUUACAAUAUCCACUGGCCUAUCAGAAGAGGUCAGUUAAAUAUUCACCCAGGACCUGGGGGCUCCCUUACAGCUGUUCUAGCAGAUAUUGAAGUCAUAUGGUCUCAUGCAAUACAAAAGUACUUGGAAAUCCCACUGAAAGACUUAAAGUAUUAUAGAUGUAUUUUAUUAAUUCCUGAUAUCUAUAAUAAACAGCAUGUGAAAGAACUAGUGAAUAUGAUACUGAUGAAGAUGGGUUUUUCAGGGAUUGUGGUCCAUCAGGAGUCUGUGUGUGCUACUUUUGGAAGUGGCUUAAGCAGCACUUGUAUUGUAGACGUUGGGGACCAGAAGACAAGCGUGUGCUGUGUGGAGGAUGGGGUAUCUCAUCGGAACACACGGCUUUGUCUGGCCUAUGGAGGAUCUGAUGUGUCAAGAUGUUUUUAUUGGCUCAUGCAGCGAGCUGGAUUCCCUUACAGAGAAUGCCAGUUAACAAAUAAAAUGGAUUGCCUUCUUCUGCAGCAUCUUAAAGAAACUUUUUGUCAUUUAGACCAGGACAUCUCUGGGCUUCAGGACCAUGAGUUUCAGAUUCGCCAUCCAGAUUCUCCUGCCCUGCUUUACCAGUUUCGGUUAGGAGAUGAAAAACUCCAGGCUCCAAUGGCUUUGUUUUACCCAGCAACUUUUGGAAUUGUUGGACAGAAAAUGACAACUUUGCAGCACAGAUCUCAGGGUGAUCCUGAGGAUCCUCAUGAUGAACAUUAUCUACUGGCCACACAGAGCAAGCAAGAACAGUCUGCAAAAGCUACUGCUGACCGAAAAUCAGCAUCCAAACCCAUUGGAUUUGAAGGAGAUCUUCGUGGCCAGUCCUCUGAUCUUCCAGAAAGACUCCAUUCUCAGGAGGUGGAUUUAGGAUCCUCCCAGGGAGACUGCCUGAUGGCAGGCAAUGACUCCGAGGAGGCCCUCACUGCACUGAUGUCCAGGAAGACAGCCAUCUCACUGUUCGAAGGGAAAGCCCUAGGCCUUGACAAAGCCAUCCUACAUAGCAUAGACUGCUGUUCAUCUGAUGAUACCAAAAAGAAGAUGUACAGCUCCAUCCUGGUAGUGGGCGGUGGUUUGAUGUUUCAUAAAGCUCAAGAAUUUCUGCAGCACAGAAUUCUCAACAAAAUGCCACCUUCAUUCAGGCGAAUUAUUGAAAAUGUGGAUGUGAUUACAAGGCCCAAGGACAUGGAUCCUCGUCUGAUUGCGUGGAAAGGAGGGGCAGUGUUGGCAUGUUGGGAUACUACUCAGGAACUGUGGAUUUAUCAGCGAGAGUGGCAGCGCUUUGGUGUCCGCAUGUUACGAGAGCGAGCUGCUUUCGUGUGGUGAAAUGGGGAGGAAAAGUCACCGUGGAAGACCAAAACAGUCUCUUGGUAUAAAGACUAUAUAUGUGUGUGUUUUAAUUUAUUGGCCUAGAUGCUUAAUUUUCAAGAAAAAUGAAUAAAUUUCAGUUUUAUGUUCAUAAUAUGA